UUGGCGCGGGCUUUGUAACUGCGUGGUCACUAUCGUCGCAUUUUGUGGCUUUCCUUCAGCUUGUACGAGAUCCAUAUAAUGUUAAACGUAGCAGCGAACUUAUGUAAUUGUAGAUCCACCUAAAUCAAUGAGGCAAGCAGUACAACUGGUGCGCAUAGAGUUGUGCGGCAUGUCGAAGGCAAAAUACAAAGCAAAACGAAACCGUUGAUGAAGCACAGCUGUUGGUCCCCGCAUAAAGGGACCGCCUCGCUUCCUUUAUUUGCUUUCGCUCACUUCAAGAUGAGCAGAGAUAUGCUGCUACGUAAAGUGUACAUCACGUGUGUACUUUUCGGUUCCCUUCAUAGCUGCGUCGGAUCAGGUGACUCGGAUUUGAACAGAAUCACUCAUCACAGGAACCUUCUGAAACACCUUUUCGACCCAGAGAGGUACACCAACGACAUUCGUCCAGUCUUCUAUCACACGAACGUAACGGUGUUGACGUUAGACCUGCUGAUCCAGGAGAUUGCCGAUAUGGACCAUUCAAGGCAGACGGUCAAAGUGAACGUAAUCAUCUCCGCGAAAUGGAGAGACGAGUUCUUGACGUGGAAGCCCGACGACUAUGGGGGCCAAGAUUUUAUCACAGUCCCAGCUGAAAAGAUAUGGGUACCGGAAAUCGCCGCCAUGAAAGACCUUUCGUCUCUCCUGACGUCAUCACCACGAGGAGGCAGUUAUGGCCGCCCGAUGGCGCGCGUGGACGCGUCCGGGUCUGUUUCGCUGGACCACUUGAAGCAGCUGCCGGCGAGUUGCGUCGCCACGCCGGAGGGUUUCUGGUCGAGCCGCUACGACUGCCAAAUGGUCGUGCACACGUGGGACAUCGACGGUCGCGAGGUGCGCUUGCAGGGCAAUGUGCGCGUCGACGUCGAGGACAACCCAGCCUGGGAAGUGUCGCAGCCGAGGGUCAAGAUCCUCUUCCAUGCCGCCAUGGGCUGUCAGAUGGUGCUGAGGAAAAGGUACGAGCCGAGCUUGGCGUGCCCGACCGUGGCGGUGGUGUUGCUGACGCUGGCCACUUUCUGGCUGCCGACGACGGGACCCAGGGUGACCCUGUGCUGCGCCAACUUCCUAGUCGCUAUCAUCUGGCUUUCGACUCUCACCGAAUACCAUGCGGGAUCAAUUAGCACCGCGCCUCAUGUGGUGUUCCUGUCCCUAUCGGCAACGCUGGCUGCCGUGUCCCUGGCUUGGGCCGUCGCCACUCACAAGUUGCUGCACUCCGCCGACCGAUGCGAGGCUCCCCGAGGUCUGGUCCACUUGUUGGAGACGCCUUUCUGGCAGUUCCUCUGCGUCGGCGGCUUCCAGCCGGCUUCGGCGGCGGCCGCGCGGGAAACGGAGAUGGAGCACCUCAGCCACGACCCACCAAUGGCGGCUGAGGUGGCGGCCCCGGCUUCGACCAAUCAGGAGCCGCGACUCAGGGAGGAAUGGCACGCCGUGUCGCGAGCUGUCGACAGGGCGCUGUUCGUCGCCUUCGUCGUGUCGUUCAUCUCGUUUCGUCUGGUGUUCGGGGGGCCCCACUGGGGGGCGAGUUCGCGCGUUGAUGAACAGCAGUAGCAAUUCCCGCUGAAACGACGACGAUGACACAACAGCAAUAAUAAUACUAAUGAUAAUAAUAAUCAAUCACAUCAAAUGUUUAUUAUAGUGCCCAGGAACAUCUACGUAGCCUUCAUACUGGUGCACUUGAAAAUUAAUAAGCGAGACAGAAAUGUGCAGAAAAGACAAACGUGGUCGACGAAACAAUGUGAGGUGGAGAAGCGAACAUCUGGGUACACCUAAGAACUUAUGAGUUGUGAAUUAGAAAGUGGUAAUGUCCAAUUGAAA
Dermacentor andersoni is the source of this 1848-nucleotide messenger RNA. RefSeq names its product neuronal acetylcholine receptor subunit beta-3-like. The record is from RefSeq and is a predicted model, not a curated record. Gene Ontology annotation, cellular component: membrane. Gene Ontology annotation, molecular function: transmembrane signaling receptor activity; extracellular ligand-gated monoatomic ion channel activity. Gene Ontology annotation, biological process: monoatomic ion transmembrane transport. NCBI's taxonomy places the organism in Eukaryota, Metazoa, Arthropoda, Arachnida, Ixodida, Ixodidae.